Fusarium coffeatum is the source of this 351-nucleotide messenger RNA. RefSeq lists its product as uncharacterized. The transcript has 2 exons. Lineage: Eukaryota; Fungi; Ascomycota; Sordariomycetes; Hypocreales; Nectriaceae. The record is from RefSeq and is a predicted model, not a curated record. Bases 1 to 351 code for a protein of 116 amino acids.
AUGGCCCUCAUCCGCGCUGCUGUCGCGCCCCUGCGCGCCGCACGCUGCAUCCGACAACCCCUCUCCUCCAGAGGCUUCGCCGUGUCCGCCCGGCGACAAGGAGGUGGCGGCGAGCACCAAUUCGAUCCUCCUACCGGCUGGCUCUGGGGUGUCAAGCCUGGCGAGAAGCCUGAGCCUGAGGGUUGGGAGUGGCCUACCUAUAUCUUCCUCGGAAGCAUUGCCGCCACCGCUGUUGCGCUCGCCUUCAAGCCCGAUACUACUGUCUCUACCUGGGCUCUCGAGGAAGCACGAAGAAGGUUAGAAGAGGAGGGUGUUCUGCCUGACCCCUCCAAGCAGGAGAAGAAGAACUAA